AUGCCUCCUAAAGUGGAUGGGAUGGUCAGGCUAUUCGAUCGUGGAGACUAUUUCUCUGCGCACGGCUCCGAUGCUGUCCUCAUAGCCAACGAGGUUUUCCGGACUACCAACGUCCUCAAGUAUCUCGGCUCGGGCUCCAAAUCAAAGCCUACCUCUUCUUCCACCGGAGGCAGCACUGCCAGAGGGCUGGCAUCGGUCACGAUAUCAUCGGCUCUGACUCGCGCUUUCUUGAGGGAGGCUUUGACAGCCAAGCAGAUGCGUGUGGAGAUCUACGCACCCGAUGUUGCGGCUGCUGGAGGCAAAAAGGACAACUCCAAAUGGACCAUUUCCAAGUCCGCCUCGCCUGGAAAUCUCUCCCAAGUCGAAGAUCUACUCUUCUCCGACAAAGACCUUGAAGUCAAUGCUGUAUCUAUGGCGAUCAAGGUGGUCAACUCCAAAGACGGCGGCGUGUUGGUCGGCGUUGGAUUUGUCGAUGUGCAGGAAAAGAUCAUUGGAGUGGCGGAAUUUGCAGAUGAUGAGAACUUUUCGAAUACCGAAUCGCUACUGAUCCAGCUGGGGGUGAAGGAGUGUAUAUUGCAAGACGAUGACAAGAGGCCGGAAAUCGCCAAGUUGAGGAUGCUAGUCGAAUGGUGUGGGGUCAUAGUGACAGACAGAAAAUCGUCAGAAUUCCAGGCAAAGAGUGUCGAGCAAGACCUCAACCGCAUGCUCGAUGAGGUACAUGCUGGUUCCACCCUUCCCGAGUUUGAACUCAAGGCUGCCAUGUCUGCUCUCUCGGCUCUCAUCAACUACCUCUCCCUUCUCUCUGACGUCGCUCUCCACGGCCAGUUCCGCCUCCACCGCCACGACCUCUCCCAGUACAUGAAGCUCGACGCUUCCGCCCUCAAAGCCCUCAGCCUCAUGCCCAACCCCCAAGAACUGGGGGGCAAUAAAAACAUGAGCGUCUUCGGCUUGCUGAACAGGUGCAAGACUAGUCAGGGUAUGAGAUUGUUGGGAAGAUGGUUGAAGCAGCCAUUGGUGAACCUGCAUGAAAUCACGCAGCGGCAAGUGAUGGUGGAAGUCUUUGUGGAUGAUGCAAACACCAGGAGGACAGUGCAGGAUAAAUAUCUCAAGUCUAUGCCGGACUUUCACAGGAUCUCGAAGAAGUUUCACAGAAGAGUGGCGGGGCUGGAGGAUGUCGUCAGAGUGUACCAGGCCGUUCAAUUGCUACCAGGGCUGGUGGAGAGUUUGGAAGAGAUCGAGCUUCUCAACCCUAGGGGCAAGGAGCUGCUCGAAGAGAUAUGGCUCAAGCCUCUUCGUGAACACAUCGGGAAACUUGACAAUUACUCUGCUAUGGUUGAAGACACUAUCGACCUCGAGCAACUCUCCUCCCACAACUUUGUCAUCCUUCCCACCAUCGAUGAAGAUCUUCAACGGUAUCGCGAAGAGCUCUUGGGUGUGAGGGAUCAGCUGGACGAGGAACAUAGAAAGGUUGGCGAUGAUUUGGGAAUUGACAUUGAGAAGAAGCUCCAUCUGGAGAAUCACCACGUGUAUAAAUACUCUUUCAGGAUCACCAAGGCUGAAGCCGGCUUGAUCAGAAACAAGAAGGAAUAUAUUGAUUUGUCCACACAGAAAUCGGGGACCAUCUUCACCACAAAGACCCUUCGAGGACUCAGUGAAGAAUACUUUAGACUGCAAGAAUUGUAUGAAAAGCAGCAGAGGCAUCUGGUGAAGGAGGUUGUUGCGAUUGCUGCCACAUACACACCGGUGCUGGAAGUUUUGGACAACCUAAUGGCUGCCGUCGAUGUCAUCGUCAGUAUGGCCCAUGUCUCCGCCAAUGCCCCCAUCCCUUAUGUCAAGCCUACGCUCCAUCCCAAAGGCUCCGGCAAUGUCGUGCUCACCGCUGCUCGCCACCCCUGCCUUGAAGCACAAGACGACGUCACCUUCAUUCCUAAUGAUCACCAUAUGCUCAAAGGCUCAUCCGAAUUCGCCAUCAUUACCGGUCCGAAUAUGGGCGGUAAAUCAACGUAUAUCAGGCAGAUCGGGGUGAUUGCACUGAUGGCACAGGUGGGGUGCUUUGUACCCGCAGAGGAGGCGGAAUUGCCGGUGUUUGAUUGUAUUCUGGCAAGGGUCGGUGCGGGAGAUAGUCAGCUGAAGGGAGUCAGUACAUUCAUGGCAGAGAUGCUGGAGACUGCAACGAUCUUACGGUCUGCUACCAAAGACUCUCUUAUCAUCAUCGAUGAGCUCGGUCGAGGGACUUCCACCUACGAUGGCUUUGGUCUCGCCUGGGCCAUCUCGGAAUACAUUGCAGAAAAGAUCCAUUGUUUCUGUCUCUUCGCUACCCACUUCCACGAACUUACCGCUCUUGCGGAGAAGAACGCCCAUGUUAAAAACCUUCAUGUCGAGGCGCAUGUCAAAGAGAGGAGUGAGGGUGAGACCGGCGGUAAGGGUAGAGAUAUCACCUUGCUCUAUAAAGUCUCGGACGGGAUCAGUGACCAAAGUUUUGGAAUACAUGUGGCGGAACUGGCCAACUUUCCGGAUAGCGUCGUCAAGCUGGCAAAGAGAAAGGCGGAAGAGCUUGAAGACUUUGGCGAGCCAGACGACAUCUCUGCCCCGUCCGCCAAAUACCCCAAAGAGACCAUUGAUGAAGGCACCGAUCUCAUCAAGGAAUUUCUCGCCACCUGGAAGUCUCGAGUAUCUGUUGAUGAGGACAGCGAUGGGGGUAUGCAGCCGAGCGAAGAGGAGAUGGUCUCACAGCUUCGAGCGACAGCGGAAGAGUUCAAAGGGCGUUUCGGAGAGAACGAGUGGGUGAAGGGGCUCAUGGCUACUCUUUGA
Molecule: messenger RNA, 2811 nt
Organism: Cryptococcus wingfieldii CBS 7118
Lineage: Eukaryota; Fungi; Basidiomycota; Tremellomycetes; Tremellales; Cryptococcaceae
Product: DNA mismatch repair protein MSH2
Exons: 12
Coding region: 1-2811 (936 amino acids)
Biological process (GO): mitotic recombination; mismatch repair
Cellular component (GO): nucleus; MutSalpha complex
Molecular function (GO): mismatched DNA binding; ATP-dependent DNA damage sensor activity; ATP binding
Source: RefSeq, a predicted model, not a curated record